GCGGGGGCUCGGUGCAGGUGACGCGGUGGCACCGAGGCCCUGGGCCAGCGCCGAGGGUGCCCUGGGCUCCCUGGGGCGAGGGAACCGGUGCCCACCGUGGGGACUGCUGCCCACCCCGGGAAGGCGGUGCCCACCCUGGGCACCUCCCUGGGAAGGUGGAGGGGCCGGAGGGUCAGGGGAUGGCGGCGGCCUCGGGGACAGAUGGGUUUUUGGGGGGCUGAAAGUUUGCAGCAGCUGCGGUGGGGGGCUCUCGAGGGCUUGGGGUGCCCCAGGGGGCUCCGGGGAGGAUUUGGGUGCUGAGGCACCGAACAAGGCUCGAUCUCAGGGUGGGGACUUCAGAUCGACCCCCAUGGCGGCACCUCUGUCGCGCCCCGCGUGUCCUGGGGUCACCGCUGCCCCCUCCACCUUUCCCCCUGCCCUGUUCUCCUCUCGGCCACCACACCUCCACCCGCACCCCCAGCUCCAGCCCUCGGCUCCCCGGAUCGGAGCUUCCCAGACGAUUUGGGCGCGGGGGGCUGCGGGGGUCGCCAGGCACGGAGAGUCCCCCCAGGGCUGAGCACCCCCGUGCAGGGGACGCGCUCCCGGGAGGAAAGGGCUUCCCCCAGGGACAGCUCCUCCUCCCUGCCUUCGGGGCAUCAUUCUGGCAGAUUGCCCCUGCAGAUGCUUGGAUCGGGUCCCUUUGGUCCCCGGAGCUGGCUGCUGUCCCCUGGCUGGGUGGCAGCGCCACCGAGGAGGUGGCAGAGGGGUGCCGUGCUCACCCCGAAUGCUCCCAGCCCGUGACCUUGGGGUGUCCAGCAAGGGCCACCUCGGUCCUCGCUGUCACAGCCCUGCCGCUGUCCUCCUGUCCCUUCCCCUGCUCUGCGCCGUCUCCCCCCGGACAGGAGGAGCUCGGCAAGGGGAAAAGAGGUGCCAGAGACAGAUUCUCACUUCUUUAAAUUGGGGGAAUCCCGGCAUUUCUGCCCGGGCUGGGAUGCUGGGAGCGGAGUGGGGGAGCUCUGGGAGAGGCUCUGGGGGUUUGGCUGUAGGAGGAGACCUCGGGUUCAGCUCUGGGGGCAGCUGGAGGAGCUCUGGUGGGUGCUCCAGGCCUGGGGGGACCUGGCACCAUGAGCGGGAUGGGAGCCAUGGCCCUGCCUUGGCUCCCGGAAUUCCGGCAAUUCCAGCUCCUGGCUCAGCCCCGGGGGGUUGGAUCCCGCUCUGCUCCAUCACAGAUUUCCAGCUCUCAUCCCAGAGCGCCUGCACGGAUUUUUUUCCUUGGCUUUUUGUCCCUUCCCUGGCAGCUCCCAGGGGCCGGGGGUUUGGUCACAGGGCGGUGGUGCCAGCUGGAGAAUCCUGGUGGUGCAGGGAUGGCAGGAAACAUCUGGAACACCUCCAUGCGAGGCCUCCCCACCGGCUGGGGGGUGCUGGGGGCAGCUGGGUGUCCUGGAAGUUUUCCACCUCCCUCCUUGGCCGAGCUGGAGUGGGAAGGAGAGGAUCCUCCGGCACCCAGGGCCCUGGGGGAGGCACAUCCCCGGGGAGCCGGAGCGUCCCGGGCAGGUUCAGCUGCCUCUGCUCCCCGGAAUUCCGGGUGCCUGCGCUUAUCCCGGUGCUCGGGCAGGGCUGGGAGCCUCCUCCACUCCCGGUCCUCUCCAGGUGCCAGCAGGCAGGUGGAGGAGAAGGAGCUGGCGCAGGGAGACGAGGUGCAGGAGCUGCGGUGUCCCGUGGCGCUCCCGGCAUGGCACAGCCUGGGAUGCGCUUGGUGGCACCCGGCUGGCGCCCUGUGACAGCCCACGGGGCUCCUCACAGCUCCCUGGGCUUCCCCUGACACCAAUCCUGUGCCACCCAGGGCUCCAGAGCCAGCGGGGGUGUCCCUGUCCCCAUCCCCAGCUCCGCCCGGGAUGCUCGGGCUGAAGCAGAGCUUGAAAACCACUCGGGGAGGAGGGAGCCCGAGCUUGGUGAGGAACGGAACUGCUGUGGGUGUGGGUGACACGUUUAUUAUGCAAAAUUACCUGGUUUUAUUAUGCGAAAUUACAGUUUGUGGUGUGUCGGAGCAGGGAACUGAGGGUUCUGCUGGGAGCUCCAUUACCCAGGGCUCAAUCACCCUAAUUACCCUCAUUAAAUGCCUUCCUUCCCCACAGAGCCGCUGUUGGCUCCCAGAGCGGGGCUGGGGUAUCCCGGUACCCCCGUGGGGCUGGGGGCGGCUCCGUCCCCCUCCUGCCAAAGGGGCCGGAGCGUUUCCCCCUUGGUCUCAAACAGGAUCCGGAUGGAGCCGAGGGAACUGAGGAAUGCGGGGAAGGAAGGGUCAACCCAGCACCUUUGUGGGGUCCCUGAUGGGCACCCAAACUCCCCAGGGGAAAUUCCUGUGCUCCGCCCAGCGCUCCAGCUGAUUGCCUUUAAUCAUUUAAUUAAAGGGAAUUAACUGGUGCGGGUGGAGGAUGGAAUAGGAAUAGCUCUGGAAUAGGUCACGGCCCACAGGCUGCUGAGCACCUGGCUGGCCUGGGAGCGGCUGGAGCAGCUUCCAUUCCUCCCUGGGAUGGGGUUGGGAUCCUUCCUUUGGGAUCCAGAAAUCUCCUGCAGGAAUGAUCCCCACCCAAACCCCUGUGGGGUGGGGGUCUCUCCCCGCUGGAUCCCGGAGCUGUCCCCUGCCCUGGCUCUGGGAAUAAAGGUGCUGCCGGCCCUUGGGAUUUGCCGUGUUCCCACAGGGAACAGCCAUGGCUGGAGCACUGCUGGUGGCUCCUGGUGCUUUCCAUGUCCCUGGUGCUGCAGAGGGGACGUUCCCGCUGUCCCUGAGCCGCUCCCAGCGUGUGGAUCAGAGCCUGGAGCUGAUCCCUUCCUCAGGAGUGCCCUCAUCCCUGCCAGCAGCUCCACAUUCCCAGAGCCCCCGGUGCCUCCUGGCAGAGGGACCCGGCCCCUCCCGGUCUCCAGAAUCCCUGCUCCGUUUGAAAGGAAAAGCCAGAAAUGCUCAUUGUGAGCACAAGGUGAUGGGAACAUUCCCCAGGGAAGAGCAGGAGGGAUGGGAAGCACUGAUGUGCCUGGCUGGGAGCCUCGGAGGAUGGCCAAGAGGAGCUGGGAUUUGGCCAUUCCCACUCUGGGCAGCACAGCUGAGCUUAUCCAGGUUUCCAUGGCCUCUCCUGGAGUUUUGGGAUGCGGGAUAAAGCCCUGCAGUGUCAGCCCACGUGCUCGUGCCCGCUGAGCCUUUGGUGCUUCGCUCUCUAAUUGGAGCAGCUUGUCCAGGGCUGGGAUCCCGGCGCUCCAGAGGGAAUCCCACAUCCAGCUUGGCUUCCAGCACCUUUCCAGGAUGCCCCAUGUGCUGCUCCCAGAGGGAAAACGCCUCGAUUUUAUCCCGCUGUGGGCUGGCAGAGAAGCUGAGCUCAGCAGGGCUGUGCCAGGAUUAAAGUGCUGAGUCCUCUGGAGCUCUUUUCCCUGGCUCAAUCCAGGCCUGAGGGAUCCAGAGGGGAUUUUCUCUGGGGUCUCUGCCCUGUGGGGAAACAAAGCUCUGACGUGGGACACGGUGUGAGCAUCCCCAGGUCUGGGAUUUGGGUUGGCAGAAUUCGGGAUUGCUCAGGGAAAUUUAGGAUUGGGAUGCCAGGGAGCACAAGAGCUGGAUUCGGUCCCUCACUGGAGCAGGACUUGCUCUGGUUUGUGUUUCCAGCGUUAAAAUCCAAAGGGAGAGUUUAUACAAACAGCCUGAAAUCCCUUCUGGGCAGACUCGGCUUGGAUUUCAGGAUUUUUCCAGGUUUCUGGUGGAUAUUAAGCACAGCUGAACUCUGCCAUCAUCCCCCUGACUGAGGGAGCAAUCACACAGGCUCUGCUUCUGCCGGCGGCUCCAUUCCGCGGAUGUCAGCAGCAAACCCCACCUCCCGUGCACAUCUCCCUGCGGGAAGCCAGGAAUUACAGGGAAUGGAGAUUAACCAGAGUCCCAUUUCAGAGCCCUUCCUUCAAUGGGAAUUGAGGUCCCAGUGCCGAGCCCAGCUGAGCCCACGAAGGGAAGGGUUUAUGCUCCGCCUGGGCCUGGGACACAGCUCAGCUUUGGGGUGGAAAUAAAAUUUCCAAGUCCUACAGCUGGGGAAAAAAAAUAAUAACCAAUCUAAAAAUAAUUAGUCAUGGAAUCCCUGGUUGGAAAGGAUCUUAAAUCCCAUCCAGGGCCACUCCAGCCAUGGCACGGUCACCCCCACUGUCCCAGGGGUCACCCCCACUGUCCCAGGCUGCUCCAGCCCCAAUGUCCAGCCUGGCCUUGGGCACUGCCAGGGAUCCAGGGACAGCCACAGCUGCUCUGGGCACCCUGUGCCAGGGCCUGCCCACCCUGCCAGGGAGGAAUUUCUCCCCAAUAUCCCAUCCCUACCCUCUGGUGUGGCUUCCAGGGCUAUGGGGCACCCAAACCCUGCGGGUACCCAGAGUUUAGGAGAGCUGAGCAGUGAGGGGACCCGGCUGUCGGGAGAAUUGGGAUCUGGGGGAGCACCCAGAGCCUUGCAGGGUCCUGGGGCUGGGGCACAGCUGAGCUCUGGGCAGACCCGAGCCAUGGGGGCACCGAGGGGCAGCUCUGGAGGGGCUGGGCGGGGGGCACAGGGCAGGAUGGGGCCGUGCCAGUCGCAGUAACCUUGGCACGGGCCGGGCUCUCGGGGCUGAGUCAGCAGCUCAGAGGCGCUGUGCAAACAGCGAGCAGAGAGCCGCGUUUGCCGCAUCAGCCGCUCCAAAAGCCCCGCCGGGCCCUGCAGGGCGGGGAAGCUCCGGAUCCCAGCCCCGAUCGCGGCCCCGCCGGAGCCGGGAGCUGCGCUGGCCCCGGAGCAGGACACGGCCCCGGGCAGCGCUGCCUGUGCCGGCCCCGGGGCACGGAGGGCAGGGUGACCGUGCCGGUGGCACUCUGGGGACACUCUGGGGACACUCUGGGGACACAGCCGAGGCCGUGACCCAGAGCAGGAUCCGGGCUGGGCUGAGCGCGGCUGAGCGAGGCUCAGGGGAUGGUGCCAGGUCCAUCCCCACAGCGGCACCCCCGGGCUGAUCCCGAGCCCUGCGGGGCUCCAGCCUCCCCUCCGAGGGAUGAACUCCCCCCAGAACCCCGGGGAGGAAGAUAACCGCGGCUCUCAAUCGCUCCCCGCAGUCCCUGGUCACGCUGGAUGGAGGCAAACUCGUCCACGUGCAGAAGUGGGAGGGGAAGGAGACGUCGCUGGUCCGGGAGCUGAAGGACGGGAAAU
Poecile atricapillus (Black-capped chickadee) is the source of this 5168-nucleotide messenger RNA. RefSeq names its product collagen alpha-1(I) chain-like. The coding region runs from base 764 to 1801 and encodes 345 amino acids. The transcript is spliced from 2 exons. The record is from RefSeq and is a predicted model, not a curated record. NCBI's taxonomy places the organism in Eukaryota, Metazoa, Chordata, Aves, Passeriformes, Paridae.